This is a messenger RNA of Scatophagus argus, 4678 nucleotides long. RefSeq names its product CDC42 small effector 1 (gene cdc42se1). NCBI's taxonomy places the organism in Eukaryota, Metazoa, Chordata, Actinopteri, Scatophagidae. The transcript has 5 exons. Gene Ontology annotation, molecular function: small GTPase binding. Gene Ontology annotation, biological process: regulation of Rho protein signal transduction. The coding region runs from base 312 to 635 and encodes 107 amino acids. Gene Ontology annotation, cellular component: plasma membrane. The record is from RefSeq and is a predicted model, not a curated record.
ACAGAGUGCAUCCUGUCAGCAGGGGGAGCUGCUUCAUCGACAAUGAACACGAUUCAGAGCCCCGCCUCAAAGCGAGUCGAGCCGCUUCAUGAGCUCAGAGUGACGCCUUCAGUCCGCCGCUCGGCUCGCUUCAUGUCUGACGGUGUCCGCUGUCCGAUCAAAGCUGCAGCUCUGGAAUCUCAGUUUGGAUUGUUUUUUUUAUUAUUUUGUUUUUUGCAGAGUGGAUGGUUUAGAGAUUUUUUUUCUCUAUUUUUGUAGGGUUUCAGGGUUUUGUUUCUCUGCGUGUUGCUGCCUGUGCAGUUUUUGUCUGGAUGACCCAGGACUACCCACAGGCUGCAGUUCCUCCCCCGGCCUGCAGGGUAGUAGCAGAGAGUGAUAGCCAGCCACUGGACAGGCGCAGCAUCGGCAUGAGUGACUUCUGGCACAAGAUGGGCUGCUGUGUGGUGGCUAAACCCCCACCGAAGAAGAAGAGGAGGAAGAUUGAUCGUAGUAUGAUCGGAGAGCCGACAAACUUCAUCCACCUCACACACAUUGGCUCUGGAGAGAUGGCAGAGGGACUGCAGCCGUCGGGGUCGGUUCAGGAGCAGAUGAGGUCUAAAGGCCCGAACAUGAAUGGCAGAAACAGCCUGUUAUAGCCGGAGUUUGCAUAACUGAUAUAGAUAAGCUGACUGACCUUCUAGUUCCUCCUUGAUGACCUUCACUCUCUUCUGAACAACCUUCCUCUCCAGACCCUGACCACCGACAGGAGGAUUCAGCUCCUCCUGUGCCCUGCUUAAGUGUCCUUAAACAAAGCGCUGCACCAGUAGGAAGCUACAGGAGGUGCUGUCCUGACCCAGAAGACCCACAUCUCCCUUUUGAGGAUUUCUUUGAAAGGGGAAAAAGUGUAACUGCCUUGUCCUUGUCUUUUUUUGUGUCUUCAGAAGUAUUUCAAGAACUUCUAUCCAACCUCUGUCCCAACCCGAGAAUCAGUGGCCAUCGUUAAAAACAAAAUAAUUUGGAUGGAGAAUCCUGCCCAGCUUUGGUCUUUUUCCACAUCUCAGAAAAAAUACCCAUGUCCUUCUUUCACCACUAGAGGCAGACAUGAAGAAGCUGAGCCCCAUUAGCAUUAAGUGAAAGCAACAGAUGGCAUCACUGGACUCCGUUUUCUACAAUCCUGUUCUGUUCAGGAUAGAUGACAGAAUGUCUGUAUUUGAGAGAGAAAAACUGGGGGAGAAAGAAGUUGUUUUGUCUUCGAAGUGUUCCUUCAAUGUCUCACAAAAUUUCAGGACAUUCUUGUUAAACCUAACAGUCCAGGAGGCUGUGAACUGUAUUUGGCUUCUAAAGGAUUAUUACACCUUUUUUGUUGUUGUGUUAUUUUGUUCUUUGGACACAUGACACAUGACACCACUGGACAUCAACUACCGGGAUGCCUCACUCAGCCUCACUGCUGGUGCUGAAUAAUUUAAGACUCAUGUUUGAUGAGAAACUCCCCUAAAUGUGUGUGUGUGUGUGUGUGUGUGUGAGAGAGAGAGAGAGAGAGAGAGAGAGAGAGCGACAGAUGCCACCAUUUUAAAUAUAAAUGUUGCUUUGCAGAGGGAACUGGGCACAGUUCAAGAUUUCCUUUAGAAAAUUCCCCAUUUUGUAAAUGUAUAUUUUCACAUACUCACAGAUGAUGUCUGUCAAACUCAUCUUUCUGUUCAUUUGACUGCUAAAGCUUUGGGUUGGGGCCCUGAACUGGUCAACAUAUUUUGGGGCCCCAAGAAGACAGAAGAAGCUUUUAAAUUUUUCACUUCAGAGACAUUUUCAGGUCUUUCAAAAACAUUUGUUGUUGAAAACUUUUGAUGUUGCAUGUGGUGGGAAGAUUAACUAUCACAUUUUCAUCUGCUUUAUUUUAUGAAUAACAGUACAUUUUAUAAGCAAAAGUUGUUUUAAGUUCCCCCCUGUUUUGGGUGAUUUGCUGUUUGAUUUCUCCUGUUCUCAUGUUCUCAGUUUUUUUGUUUUUAUCCCCUCUGGUGAAAGAGGUGCAGGCAACAGAGAGCUGAAGUCAAACUUCAGAUCAGGGCUUUAAUUAAUAUGUGGACAAAGUUGAGGAUUUCUGCAACUUAGGGAAUUCAUAGGAAUGAAAUGUGUAACAAUUCUUUAAGUGAAGAGCAUCUUUAUACAUGAGCUGCCAUUUAAACCAAAAAAGAAAAACAAAAAGCCCUCUUUGAACUUUAUUAAAUGUAUGAUGGUUCAAAUUCCCAAAACGUCUCAGCACUUUAUAAAAAACUGCAACUCCAGGCUCAAGUUAAGUAGAAAAAAACUACUAAUCAAAGUCUAAAAAAUUUUCUGUAUAUUUAAACAAAUACAGAAAAGAAUAACAUUUUAUUUAGAUAUUUGACUGCUCUGUUGUGUUUUCUGUAAGAUAACUUUCUGUAUUUCUUUACACUCUGAGAUGAAAAAUAACUCCUAUUUAAUUUAUUUAGUCUUUUGCAUUAAAACAUUCAAUUUUUAAAAUAUAUUUUGUCUAAAAUGUAUUAAAAUUAAAUCCUACCUUAAAAAUUCCCAAUUUUUAAUAAAAGUUAGAUUGUGUAAUGAACAUUCUUGUUCAUAAAUGCCCCAAAUGACCAGAAUUAAUACGUAACAUGUCUGUGUUUGCCUCAGACCAGACUUAUACUGGAAAAACAGUUUGACUCAGACUGAAUUGUGUUUGUAAAAGAAUUUAUCAAAGUUUGUUAAAUUAUGUCCCAAAUGCUACAAUAAAUGCUAGGAUGUAUUGCUAUAAGUACCAAUAUUGAUGGAUUGACUUUCAGCAAAGUGCAUCAAAACUGUAAACUUCCACAAACUGAUGAUUUUACAGAUGCGUCUCUGCUCUGCGUGAAGAUGGUACAGACAGACAAAACCAAAAAUCAAAACAAAUCAAAAACAGAAGUUGAUAAUAGGGCCAAAAUAUGAUCACAUCUGGGAACACUCAGCUGUUGUCUACACUAUCGCUGAGUGGUUGCCACAGAAACAGCUGAGUCACAGUGUUUUCCCUCACCGUGGCAACCGGCCACUUCCCCCUGUGGCCAAGACUAAAACAUCUAUUUAAGGAAAAUCUGAGCGACUGCUACUCGUCUCAGUUUCUUUAGGUGUGGUGUGUUCAUAGGACUCCUCAGAGCAUGGGAGGUUUUAAUCUUCCUCUUUCUGAUGGAUUCUCUAAGUCUUUCUUAUGAAGUGUCCUGAAGCUAUGAGCUGACUUUUAUCAAACUCCACAUCUCAUCAAAGGAUAAAUCAACAGUAGAUGACGAACAGCUUUUAAAAAACAUUUUGCACAAGACUAAGCGAGCAUCUUAAAUCACUUUGUUUGACUGCUCUGUGAACAUACCCGCUGUUUUGUUGUAUUUUAAGUAACCACAGGUAGUGCCAAGUCAAUCACAAAGGAAAUCUGAAGGCGUAUUCAGACUGAACGUGAUGUUAAUUUAAGAUGUGAGGUGAUUGCAUAUAAAGUAAAUGCAAAGACAUAGCUGCAAGUGUUCCAAUAUUUCAAUCAAACUUUAAUUUUGUAGGUUUGUUCAAUCCAAUUUAGUGCAGUUAACUGCAGUUUCCUGCAUCUUGAUCCAAAAUCAGGCCUUCAACAACCACAAAGCUGUGAGUAUCUGUGAGGAUUUGAUGGACCUAAAUUACACACUGCACAUAAGACUGUCAUUAGUAUUCACUGAAUCAUGUGCUCAUCCAUUUUUAAUCAGUAGUUCUACAGUUUUAGAGUGUUGAACAUGAGAAAUCUGUUUUUUACAUAACUAUUCACAUGGACAUCAGAACAGAAUCCAGUGGUGUAUCAAACACUGACUUCUGAGUUUAAUCAGAAACCUUGACCGGGUGUCUACCUGCCAGUUUGUCCAGCUAGCAUCUUCAAAUUUCUCAAAACCAAGAUCUGGUCUUUUCCAGGGUUCUGAAGUCAGGAUCUGAUGUUUACAUGGGAAGCACAUAACCAGGACACAUACAGUGCUACCAGUGCUCAGGUAAACACCCUCAUUGUCUAACACUGACUUUGUGCAGCUUCUACACAAUUCAGAUUCAAACAACACAGCAGCACAAUAUGAGCACCAGAAAUGUCAACAGUUUCUCAGUGGUUUUGGAAUUCAGGUUUAUGUCAGCAGGGAUGCUGUGGACCUCAUGACUCAGCCUGCCUCAUUUCUCUUUUGAUUCAUGGAAACUUAAACCUGUUUCUCAGGAUCAGUCACUUGUUGCCAAAGUGCUGAAUCCUUUUGUUUAUCACAACCACAGCUCCUCUCUUCCUCUUCCUCUUCACAAGCAGGAUUUCCCUCCUAGCUUACAGUCCACCAACACUGGAGAUUACUUUCCCUUAAAUCUCACCUCAGUGGUAUUUUCACAACUUGCCAGGCUGAUCCGUUAUAUCUGAUAAAGUCAAGCUUUCUUAUUAUCAAAUUAUUUUUAUGCUUUUUGAUGUUUAUCAAAGAUGUUGAUUUAUUGAACUGUCUGUACAAUCUUAUAUGUUGCUGUAGUUAGCACUAUAUGAAUGCAUGUAUUAAGUGUAUAGAUAAUCAGACAUCUCUGUGACUUUUUGAAACUUGAGUCUCUGCUGGAGUUAAUGUUUUAAGUUUUUAGUUAAUAUUCAUUUUACAGUGGUUGGUUAUAAGCUCAGCUGGAUGAACUUUAAAUAAACUUUAAUCAGGUCUGAACCAGUCAACAGGCUCCACAGCUGUCAGACCCUCACAAA